CUCUGCUUCAAAUAAUAUCCAUACUGUUCACAUUUCUUCGUUUUUCCCUCUUUCCUCCUUCCCUUUCUCUUUCUUUAUCUCUCUUUCUCUCAUACACCCAUCGAGAGCCAUGAAGUCAGAGGUCGAUGGGAUAGACAUGUCCCCCACUACUUUUGCUGCUGGCAAUACUUCCGAUGCUGUACACACCAAAGAUUUAGGGGCCUCCGGAGCUACACCAACAACCAUUCCUUCUAAUCCCUCCCCUCACAAGAAUCGUCUUUUCCACAUCUUCAUUGUCGAUUACAAUAUCAGCUACCUCAACUUUAUUUCCUAUCUUAUCGCAUGUUUUGCUACAAUUUGCUUGGUUGCCUACCUAGGUAUUAUCCAGCCUUUUGUCCUUACUAUGAUCCUUAAUAUCCAGGAGAACAAAGGCAACAUCACAGGUUCUCUCGCCCUGUAUGAUGAAAUCAUUGCCAUCCCAGCCACUCUAUUCUGGGGCGUCUUCUCAGAUCGAAUCGGUCGUCGUCCAAUCUACAGUGUUGGCUUUAUCUGUCUCGGAACCGCACUGAUUCUUUACCCUUACGUCAAGAAUGUUUACCCACACAUGCUCCUCUGUCGGUUGCUCUUCUCCCUCGGCUCCUCUGCUUGUACAUGUAUGAUGACUGGAACAUUGGGCGAUAUCGCAGGUUCUCAACAUGAACGUGGACGUGUUAGCGCCAUUGUUGGUUUGUUCUCUGGUUUGGGUGGGUUGGUCGCAGGCUUGGUCUUGGUCAAACUUCCAUGGCAGCUUGGGGAGCUCGCUAAAGAUGAGGUUCAAGGACUUCGUUUGUCUUUUACGAUCGUUGGAGGCUGCUCAUUGGCUUUGGCUCUCAUCUUUUUCGUCACCAUGCCCACAGUUGGUCGAGGGGCUGCAGAUGGUUUGACCAGAUGGAUUAAAAAUCACCUUUCACGUAAAAAGUCAGCAGAGGAUUCGAAGGAUUCUGCCGAUGAAGAAACGAUCCAUCCAUUGCGUAUGUUGGCCUAUGGCUUUCUUGCUGGUCGUGACCCACGAGUGGCUCUCGCUUAUGUUUCUAGUUUCGUUUCGAGAGCCGACACAGUCCUGUUCACGUCCUUUAUCAGUCUCUGGGUAAUCCAACAUUUUAUUGAAGAAGGACUCUGCAAUCCUGAGAAUCGAACCUCUUGCGAGGCGGCAUCAAGAGGCACCCAUACCUUGACAGGAAUCGGUCAAGGCAUCUCACUAAUAUCUGCACCCAUCUUUGGGUACGCCAGCGAGCGUUUUAAGAAAUCAACCGUUCUUGCAGUUGCGGGUUUCUUGGGUGCUAUUGGGUCCUUACCCUUCGCCUUCACCACUAAACCGCCGACAGACAAAUCCAACUUUGUAUUCGUCUCCUUUCUCGGCGCUGGCCAGAUUGGUAUGAUCAUCACGGGGAUGACACUCGUCAACGGGCUUCACGUUGAUACUAAAUACCGGGGCAGUGUUGCAGGUGUAUUUAGUUUCUCUGGUGCAAUCUCAAUCAUGGCCAUGGCUCGCCUGGGGGGUUACCUUUUUGAUGUAUGGAUUUAUGGAGCUCCCUUUGUCCUGAUGGGUAUUGCCCAUUUGGUCGUUGCAGUACUUAGUAUCUACGUUCGCAUCGUAACGCCCAGGUUAGAGCGGGAGGAUCAAGCAAGGUUUCAAGCCAAACAGGAAAAUGUGAUGAGAUUGGAAAGUGAUCAAGUUAAAACAUCAUAA
This is a messenger RNA of Lobosporangium transversale, 1708 nucleotides long. RefSeq names its product major facilitator superfamily domain-containing protein. The transcript has 2 exons. Gene Ontology annotation, biological process: transmembrane transport. The record is from RefSeq and is a predicted model, not a curated record. Gene Ontology annotation, molecular function: transmembrane transporter activity. Lineage: Eukaryota; Fungi; Mortierellomycota; Mortierellomycetes; Mortierellales; Mortierellaceae. Bases 110 to 1708 code for a protein of 532 amino acids.